ACAAUUUGUAAUUACUGUGUUUUGCAAUUGUUUUUUUUACUGGGCAAAAAAUAUUUUUUGGGUUGACAUUCCCUUUAUAUAUGUGGCUGUUCAGUGUGGGUCUGCUCUGGGGACUGUAUGACAAUAACUCUUUAAAGUUAAAUGUACAUUACCUGAUCCUCUUAUUUCUCAAGGCUACUUAACAACGGAAUCUGGUCCACCAUUGGGCUAAUCCACUCAAUGGUCCGGGGCUACCGAUUAGAUUAUGUAGAGGGGCCUAUAGGCCUGUUGUAUGAGGAAUGCAUCAAUAGGCUGAAUUGGUCCUAAUCAGAUAAGAAAAUCAAAUCUGCCAGAUUGAUAUGUGGACAAUUUUUGGCCAAAUAUCAGUUGGGCAGGCCCAUUGGUUGGCCCCAUACACUAUGGAAGGACAGAGUUGCAGCCCAUGUAUUGCAACAUCCAUCUUCUUUUCUCUGUGUUUGGUAAUGUAAAUGCGAUAUUGCUAUCUAUUGUAAAAGUUGUUUAAAUAGUUAGCUAUUGUUAGUUAAUGUUUUUUAUUUAUUUUUUUAAAUGUACUUUCCAGUGCGGUGUUUUUAUAUGCUGUUGUUGAGCAGAUGGUGACAGGUGGAGCAGAAAGCUACCAGUAAAUUGGAUUAAAAAGAAUUAGAAGAAAUGAGUGUUUAGCAAUUGCCAGUUCAUUGUCAGCUUCGGAAUGAUAAACCAGCAGCUCGUGUUAUCCUCAUGAAUUUUGUUUCUUUACACAAUGGAUAUUUUUAGUGGGCACAUUCUACUCAACAAGUAUGGCGAGAGAGUUGAUCCGGAAGAGGCCUUGCAGAAUAAAAUCGUUGGGUUAUAUUUCUCAGCUAGUUGGUGCUCACCAUGCAGAGAUUUUACUCCAAUCCUUUGUGACUUUUACACAGAGUUGGUGGAGGAAUCUGAACCACCUGCUCAGUUUGAAAUAGUAUUUAUUUCCUCAGAUAAAAGUCCAGAAGAAAUGGUGGAUUACAUGCAUGAUAUGCAAGGAGAUUGGCUGGCUUUGCCAUUUCAUGACCCAUACAAACAAUUUUGGCCUAAACUCAGCACAAACCAAGAUAUCUUCAAAUUGAGAUUGGUGCCUCUCCCAUUGACUUAUACAGGACCUUGACAGGUGAUAAAAGAAUGUUGUAAACAAUUUGUCAAAACAGUGAACUAAAGAACAAGUACAAGAUAACCGCCAUACCUAAACUGGUCAUAGUGAAGCAAAAUGGAGAUGUCAUUACCGACAAAGGUC
This is a messenger RNA of Xenopus laevis (African clawed frog), 1246 nucleotides long. It is a transcript of the gene nxnl2.L, whose product is annotated as nucleoredoxin like 2 L homeolog. NCBI's taxonomy places the organism in Eukaryota, Metazoa, Chordata, Amphibia, Anura, Pipidae. Gene Ontology annotation, biological process: visual perception; sensory perception; photoreceptor cell maintenance. The transcript has 4 exons. The record is from RefSeq and is a predicted model, not a curated record. Bases 740 to 1120 code for a protein of 126 amino acids.